This is a messenger RNA of Stegodyphus dumicola, 1179 nucleotides long. RefSeq lists its product as uncharacterized. NCBI's taxonomy places the organism in Eukaryota, Metazoa, Arthropoda, Arachnida, Araneae, Eresidae. The record is from RefSeq and is a predicted model, not a curated record.
AUGAAGUGCUGGAACCGUGGUGAUUGGUCAGUUUUCGUUGCGAAUAGGGUAAAAGAGAUAAACAAUCUGAUUCCUUCUCAGUGUUGGCGCCAUGUUCCAGGUGAUUUAAAUCCGGCAGAUAUACUUUCAAGAGGCAGUUCCCCUCGUUCAUUUUCAGAUUCUCUUUGGUGGGAGGGUCCAUCCUGGCUCCUGGAACCUAAUAACAACUGGCCACCAGACCGUUUGGCUUACGAGAUCUCUGUGGUAGAACGAAAGAAAAGGAAGGUCAGAUUGUGUAACCUUAAUUCAGUUGAAGGGGAAAUACCUUGGUAUACAAUUAGGUUUUCGAAUUUUCAAUCCAUCAUUCGAUUAGUCGCAUGGAUAUUGCGGUUUGUGAAAAACGCAAUGAGUAAACGUGCAUUUCGAGAGACUGGAGAUUUAACCGCUCAUGAGAUGGAACAUGCUGAAAAAACUUUUAUAAAAAUUGUACAAAAUAAGUAUUUUCCCUCCACCGACUCUAUUCCCAAUAUGAGUGUCAUCUCAGACAAAGAGGGUAUAAAAAGGGUGAAAACGCGCAUUACAGAGCGAUCAGACGACCCUGAAUUUAUUUGUCCAAUUAUUUUACCAGACCGGUGUAUAUUCACCCAGCGUCUGAUAGAAUAUUAUCAUUUACAAAAUUGUCACGCUGUCAUUUACAAAAUUGCCCAAAUAUUACUUGGAAUAUUAACGGAGCGAUUUUGGAUAGUGAGGGGCAGAAGAGCGGUCAGGAAAGUCGUAAAAAAUUGUGUAAGAUGCAAUCGAUACAAGGCUAAGGCUCCCGGUUGCGAGCCGGUGUCGCUACCAGGCGAUCGUGUCAAUGACGCAGCGGUGUUCGAGGUGGUAGGAGUUGAUUUGGCAGGACCCUUGUAUGUGAAGGGAGGUGAAAAUGUUUGGAUUGUUUUGUUCACAUGUGCAAUAUAUAGGGUCGUUUAUUUGGAAUUGACUUCCUCAUUGUCUACCGACGCAUUCUUGUUGUCAUUGAGACGAUUCGUAGCCAGAAGGGGGAGGCCGAGAAUAAUUUAUUCCGACAACGGAACUAAUUUGAGAGGAGCCCAAAGAGAACUUAGUAACAUUGAUUGGGAAAAAGUUUUGAGGCAAACGGCUAUACAACGUAUAAUAUGGAAGUUUAAUCCUCCCACAGCCGCUUGGUGGGGAGGCUGA